Messenger RNA from Colletotrichum paranaense, 1599 nucleotides. RefSeq lists its product as uncharacterized. NCBI's taxonomy places the organism in Eukaryota, Fungi, Ascomycota, Sordariomycetes, Glomerellales, Glomerellaceae. The transcript is spliced from 5 exons. The coding region runs from base 1 to 1599 and encodes 532 amino acids. The record is from RefSeq and is a predicted model, not a curated record.
AUGGAAGCCGAUAUUUUCCGUGGACUGUCUCCGAAUCUUGCAACUGACCAUAAGACUACCAGAUGGUCCGAUCCUGCAAAGAAUGCAUACGACAACGCAAUUGCGACCCUGCAAAAAGACUUUACAGAUGAGGAGUACCAGCAGUUACGGCUUCAAAGCCAGCAUUCCAUGAACGAUGUGCAGUCUGCGGUUGAGUCAGCCCGACAGGAGUAUCAGACGAAGUCAAAAGGAUCCAAGACCCAGUCUGCUUUAACAACCUGUUCAUCUAGGAUCAUGUUCUAUGGAGGCUGGGGUGCCUUAAAGUUUUUGUUCGUUGCUGUCCUCAACCAUGAAGAGCUUCUUGUUGAAAUAUCCAAAGCAGUCUCUCGGAUCGCACUCGUACUGCCUAGGACCGAGCUACACUCUGUGCUUUACCCCACGCCACGGAUGCAGGAAGCUGUAUCACAGCUAUACGCAAAGAUAAUAGAGUUCGCCUUGAUGGCAAUCAAGUGGUACAAGAAAGGCAAAUUAUCUCACUCCUUCACAGCCAUCAUCAAGCCAUUCAGUCUGGGGUUUAAACCCAUCGUCGAGGAGAUCGCCGAGCGGUCCAAGCACGUCGAUGAGCUGGCCAGCGCAGCGGUCAAAGCCGAGAUCAGAGAUCUGCAUGUAAACAUUCACAGGCAAAACAAGACUAUACUGCAAUUGACAGAAAUGGUUUCCUUCAUGCAACAGCAACAGUCUCUACAGACACAGUCACUACUGGCGUUGAAGGAAGAGCACAAACAAAUGUUCAGAGUCAGCCAACUUGAGGACAUCAGAACAGUCGCACUACUGGAAGAUACAGCCGUUGCGGAUGAUAGCCUGGCAUGGUGCCGGUCAAUGCGAAAUCGACGGAGGCAGAAAGCACCCACACAACUCCCUCUACCAGAAUUGUACAAACUCAAGACCUGGGCAAGCGAUCCCUCCUCUUCCCUCUUACUUGCAGAAGGACAAGGAGUAAAGACGAGCUCGCUCGAUUUUGCAGCCGAUUUCCUCGACAUUGUGCUUGAGCACGGGUACCCCGUCAUCUGGGCCUUGUCUUCAAUCAUCACUGAGGUCGAUGAUGAUAGUCUAGCACCGUCGAUCUCCGGAAUAGUUCGGUCACUCAUAUCACAAGCUCUAGCACUGAACGAUGCCGUGGUAAGCGAAGAUACUAAUCCGCUCACGCCCAAACACUUCAAGUCGGCUGUCAGCAUUACCCAGUGGUUCGAUAUACUCGAGCGUUGUGUAUCAACUUUCCAGCAACUUUUCAUUGUUUUAGACAUGAGUGCAAUCGAAGCUGCUUUGGAGCAAAGAGAAGCCGACAAACAGUAUUUUAGGGUCAGUGACUUCAUGGAUCGGAUCGUAAGCAUGUCACAAUCGAAAGGAAGAACUGUCAAAGUCAUCGUUGUAUCAUGGAGGUUUAGUGCAAAUACCUCCAUAGAUGCCGAAUCCAUUUUCGACGAUAGGCAUCUGUUCACUGACAGAGGACGGAAGAUUGAGCGACUGAUGAAGCAGCCCAGGUUCAGGGCUGCGUUCAAAAGAAAACAUCAGAAUUUCAACGACAGGUUCAGAUCGUCGAUUACUCUGGGAGAUGGUUGA